AUGUCUCUUCCCUCUCGAAAGCGACCUGCCGACGUCCUCUCUGAGGACGAAGAUGACCGAGACACCCCUCAGCGCUCUACCAACGGCUUUAAACGUGGUGUCUCAGCUUCAUCGAAAGCCCCCAAGAGAUCCAAACUCACCACAAUCCGAUAUUCUGAAGAUGUCGCAAAGCAAGCCAUCAGAAGAGAGAUUGUCCAUACCCCAGCCCUCAGCUACAUGUAUGACGACAUAAUGCACACAGUCACGACUACCAGGCAGACAGAAGGCUGUCAAUUGAGCUCGAACACGUACUACUCGACCACCAAGUCGUGUCUGAGAAACAAGGAUCAAGUGGAGAUUGUUGACCUCAUGCGCUAUCUCAAAGCUGAGAUCUUCAUCCGCACUGAUCACUGGGCCCCCAAGCCCAUGGCGGAAUGGUUUGAGAUGGUCCACGACGCUCGUCUUGAGAAGGCGUUCCGCAACAAGUACUGGGCUGAUAAUCAACGAGCGAACACGAAGAACAUUCUCAUUCUGUACAACCGUAUCACUCGACCACUCAUCAACUCUGACCCUGACCUUGCCGACUGGUAUGAGACAACUGCCAAGGCUGUCAUGCGCCGCUCUGUCUGGGUUCCCGGUCCUGAACACCCGGUCAUACAGAGUGCCGUUGCCAUAAUGGUGCGUGCUGAGGAUGAGCCCGUGUUCCAGGAAGGACAAAAGCGGACCACUCAAAUCUGGGUAGCCUGGUGCCUUCUUCGAGGUGAACCUUGCAUUGAGUCGUCCUACCUUGCCACUCUAAUUAUCGAUCGUGCUAACAAGAACCCUUCUCUGCGCACAUGCUUUUCCCAUGAGUUUGGCGCCUUGCGCAAGGUGAAGAGUACAAUCUCUGACUACAGUCAGUACACAAGGUGGCUCCAGAUGCAUGGAAGAUGCCACAUCAUUACUAUGGAAGAGCUGAUGGCGAGACCAGCUGUUGUGAAGAAGCCUAGCACAGCACAGAAGGUUACAAGCAAGACAAAGGAGAACAGCAACAACACCACAAAGAACAAUCAGAGCAAGCCUCAGAACACCGAUUAUCAAAGAGGCACCAACAAGGAGAAAGGCGCCCAAAAGUCAUUCACCAAUCGAGACCGUAGCCCAGAGGAGCUUAUGGUGUCUAUGGCCAUCUCUGGCUCCCAGCAGGCUCAGCAGCAGGGCCGCGCCGGUGAGGAGACUCAACAUGCCAAAAAUAAUCAGAAGCCGAAGCAGUACAAGAAGAAAAAGCCUUCCAAUGAACUUGAGGAGGAAAGUACCAUGAACCUCGAUGACCCUGCCGUUAGAGCCCAUCCCGAUGCUUCCAAGCCUGUUGCGUCAAACUCUUCAGCUUCGAACCCUUCAGCAGAAGGUGCCGUUAUGGUAUCAGCUUCUGACACCGCCACAACUCUUGCUUCCACCAUGACAGCAGCCCCCGUGGCUCCUUCAGAUGUCAAUACAACCCAAUCAAUGACCCCAGCGGAAGUCAGCAGCAUGCUUACCGUCAUGAUGAAGUUCGGCAACAUGAUGACUCAAAACAACCAGACCAUCGACUCACAAGCAGUCAGCUCUCAGGCUAUCAGCGCCGCAGAUCUGCAGAACUUCUCAGUGAAGCUGUAUGCAGAUCUCGACAGAAAGACAGACGCCAAACUUGACGAAAAUCUCGCGCCUAUUUUACAGGCCAUCAAGGAGAUGAAAUCCGAGAUGAAGCAAGUCCUCAACGCCAUUCAGAAAAUCGAAGACAAGCAAACUGCCUACGAAGAGGCUCACGCGACCGCGAUGAAUGACUUGCGAAGAGACUUGCAGGAGCUCAAGACAAAGGUUGAAGAGAAGGAGAAGAACCACUUCAGCUUCGCUUUCUCCAAGGAUGGAAAGACAGCGGAUUCCAUCACCUGCGCUCCCCGCGCUCCUACGUUGAACACGAGCCCGUCCAUCCGACGCAAGUGA
Molecule: messenger RNA, 1938 nt
Organism: Colletotrichum orchidophilum
Lineage: Eukaryota; Fungi; Ascomycota; Sordariomycetes; Glomerellales; Glomerellaceae
Exons: 1
Coding region: 1-1938 (645 amino acids)
Source: RefSeq, a predicted model, not a curated record